This is a messenger RNA of Cryptococcus wingfieldii CBS 7118, 4068 nucleotides long. RefSeq lists its product as hypothetical. NCBI's taxonomy places the organism in Eukaryota, Fungi, Basidiomycota, Tremellomycetes, Tremellales, Cryptococcaceae. The transcript is spliced from 16 exons. Gene Ontology annotation, cellular component: plasma membrane. The coding region runs from base 1 to 4068 and encodes 1355 amino acids. Gene Ontology annotation, molecular function: calcium-activated cation channel activity. The record is from RefSeq and is a predicted model, not a curated record.
AUGGCCGACCUCUCCCAGCACACAAACUACAACGCAAAUUACUCCGGCCUCCUCGACAACCUCUGGCUCACCCUCGCCAUCGCAGGCGUCUGUCUCAUCGGUCACGAGCUCGAGGUCCACGUCCCACGACAAAGGGGCACAGACGGACCCCGGCGCCUGCUCGUAGUCAGGAUAUACCAAGCGCUCAGGGGCUGGAAGAGACGCAAAUCCAGUAGAUCGCACCACCCUCAACAGGGAGACGGGCGGACGAGCAGUGAGGGGCUCGUCGAGGACAAGGCGAACAGGCCCAGCGAUCGGCCAAAGUCACGCGAGGACUGGGAGUUUGGAUAUAUAUACCAGCCAAAAGUGUGGGCAGUCAAUGCCUCGCAAUCUCUCCCCAAAUGGCCUUUGGCGUGGAUCGUAGCCAGCCUCAAGUUCAAGGAGACCGACAUGCCUGCCAAAUGCGGUCUAGAUCUCACGCUUCAUGCGAGAUUCCUGCGUGCCUCCUUCUUCUAUACCCUUUUCCAUGCCCUCAUCAUUAUGCCCAUUCUCAUGCCCCUCCACAUAUUCUAUUCUCCCAGCGACGUCGCCAAAACCUCCAUGCUUCGCGCAUCCAUCUCAUCCCUCGUCAAAUCGUCAGGAUCCAAGUGGCUCUGGGUACACGCCCUCUUGAUCUGGUGGGUUUCCAUCACCUGGAUAUGUGUGGUGCUGUGGAUUACUUGGGGCGCUCUGUCCUACAGAAGACGAGAGAUCAGAGCGUUAGGGGUAAAGCUGGAAGAGGAGAAGGCAGCGGCCAGGCUAAAGUCUCGCGGGGAGGAAGGCCGGGAUGAUAUCCAUCCUUACGCGGAUCGCCCCGGGCUCAAGCGAUUCCGAACCGUUAUGGUCACGAACAUCCCGCCCGACAUGCGAGACGAGAAAGUCUUGAGAGAGUACUUUGACUACUACCUGCGCCACCAUGCUCUAAAGGCUGAUCCACAGAAACGAGGUCCGAUUGGUACAAUAAUCAAGCAAGUCAUACCGAUUGGGCAGAACCCUUCCUACUCCGUGGAUGUGGAGCCCUCAGAGGGGAGUGAUGUCGAAGAAAUCGUUCUGGUCCGGAAACUGAGUAGACUGCAAAACCUACGCAACCGGAGAGAGAACGUUUUGAGACAACUGGAAAUUGCACACACGAAGCUGGCACAGCGUGUUCUUCGUGAGGUCACAAAGUAUCACCGACAUCCUCGAAAGUUACAUCAAAUACAAGAUCCCGUCAAACUCGCGCUCAUGUCUAUUCUCGUUGAAGCGCUCAAGCCCUAUGUCAGCGCAAAGACCACUGAAUUAGACGACACCAUAUGGGACAUUCUGCACUCGGUCCCUCGGGAAUGCCUAGACCCAUUUCAAGAACUGACUCACUCGCCCAUAAUUGCGCCACUCUACAAAAACAAUGCCCCCAAAAUUGACUACCUUACCCUCAAGCUCAAUUACAUUACCGAUCUGAUCGACGAAGCCCAAUCAACGCCGAUAGAAGAUUAUCCUGCUGCCUCAACAGCGUUCGCCACGUUCAAAGACGCCAAGACAGCACGCUUGGCGCUCAAGAUUCUUGAUAGUCACCCGAAGAGGACUUUGUCUUGUCGAACGACGGCGGCGCCAGAAUGGACAGACUUGCUAUGGCCACGGCUAUAUAAAAGCGCGUAUAGAUCAGAAUUCGUGCGAGGUUGGGUGGUAAACCUUGGGGUGUGGGCGUUCACUUUGGUUUGGAUCUUUCCUGUUUCUAUCUUGUGUGCAUUGGCAUCUCUAACCAACAUCGCCGGAUUUGUGAAACCUCUCCAGACGUUCCUGGAUGAACACCCGAAAGCAGCGUCAGCCACCACCUCCUUGGCUCCCGUCAUCUUCGUAGCUCUCUUGACUCUUGCUAUCUGUCCGCUCUUGUUGGUCAUCGCGAAUAAGGCCGAGACAACUGUGACCAGACUGGGAAUACACAACAGCGUUCUGGAGCGUUUUUGGAAAUUUUUGAUGGUCAAUGGAGUUGUGUUCUUUGCUAUCGGCCAAUCUACCAUCGAGGCAUAUCUCACCGCAUUCCAGGCAAAGUCUUUUGAUCCAUUGCCGAUCAUAUCCUCUGCUUUCCCCACUGCCGCGCCAUAUUUCUCAUCCUACAUCCUGUUGCAAGUGGCCAUCCAGCCAUUUUUCGAGAUCUUCCGUCUUGGACUUCCCACAAUUGUCUAUGUAUUUGGUACUCGGCAGUCUACGACACUGGCAAUUGCUGACCGUAUUUCCAGCCCUACGUUCAGCCACUUUUCACAGCUGCCUCAACAUGUUCUCGGGGGUGCUAUCAUGCAUCUGUUCAUGCUUUUGAACCCGCUCGUGAUUGCUUUCAGUAAGUCGAGGUAUCCUCUAAGUAGCAAAAGCUUACCUUCAAUAGCGCUUGUGUACUACGGAGCAUUGUACACUGUCUGGAAGCGUCAAUUCGUGUUCGUUUAUGGGCGCCUUUACGAGACCAACGGUCGACGGUCAAGCAUCCGUAUCCAGCGAUAUAGCACCGACGCCCUCGCGCUGGCUCAAUUUGUCCUGUUUGCCUUUUUCAUCCUAAACAAAGCCAAGGGACACGCCGUAGCUACAGGUAUACUUUUUGCCUUGACUCUGUCAACCAAGGUAGUCAUCACCCGGGCGCUCAAGAGACGAUUUGACAGGUUGGACCACGAAGAAGCCGAUCUUCUCUGUCCUCCUGCAAACAACUUGAUCAGCGGAAACGAACAGGGUGGCUCUGACCAUUCUGACUCUUCUGACGACGAAGAGACCUUCGAGGAGCGAGGAAAACAAGAAAGAGACUCCACAUCCACAUUUCAAACGGUCAGAAGAAACUUUCGUUAUUGGACAGGUGGUUGGAUUGGUAAACACCAAUUGCCUUCUGAGCGCAAGCCUAUACCUUUUGACCGCACGUUCUUCACCACCCUCGACUCAAAAGUCUACUUGAAAGAGCGUACAGAUUUCAACACAGCGCUUGAUGAUCUCUCGCCAAAAUUGACUCCUCUGCACGAAAUGCAUGGACUGGCGCUGGUGUCUCGCCACCCUCCUCUACCUCCCUGGGAGGACAUUCCUCCGUAUCACCGGUCCAGAGGAUAUGAUGACCAGCCUGCCUAUACCGAUCCCUAUGAGGAGUUUUUACUCCUUCAGAGAGAUCCCAGGUCGGCUAUUGAUCUGGACGAUUGCGUUGAAGUGCGCCUCUCUUUGACGACCUCAUCGGGCGGACCAGGGCAAAUCAGCGACUGGUCUGUCGACUUACCGAAAUACGACGAGUCAGAGGAGGAGAACACUGUGUCUCCUGCGGCCUCGAGACCUGCGCCUUACAGAUCAAAAACAGAGCCCCUUUUCUCACAUGUCGACAGCCCCGGUCUCUCGCCUGAGAAAGAGCAACAUGUAUGGUAUGACGGAGUCCCCGGGGGCGCGAUCCGUCGCCAUACUGAUGCCCCUUCGCCGCCACGUCUGUCCCAACUGUUCAGGGACCCGCAAACGAUAUCCGAGUCACCCGGGGGAGAUAUCAUGAUGCGCACAUUUGCUUGCUCCUCUGCGAUUCCGCAAACAGAUAGCCCUGCGACUUUGGGUCAUGACUCUGAGAGGGCUGCGAUCCAUUCAGAGUCUGCAACAUCUUUGCCUGAGCCGAUAUUGGGGAAUGACAAUGCGCCAUCUACGCCACAGAAAGAGCGUCACAUUAGUUACCGCGAGUCUACCUCGGACCAUGUGGAGACGCUCUAUACACCGAGUCGCUCUCCAAGUGGGGUCGCUAGAUCGACAACAUUGCUUACUCCUCGAGUAGCCCGGUCUGCGAGCUACAUAUCAGGUCGACAUCGGACUGUUAGUGCCUCGUCAGCGCAGCAACAGGCUUUGCUGGAUGAAGUUAUGGAGGAAGAAAUUAGGGAAAGCCGAGGCAUCAACGAAGCAGAAGAUCAGGAAGACGCGAAGGAGAUGGAAGAAGUCUCGAAAGAACUGCACCGAUUGAAUCGAAAAGACACUUCUUCUCAAAAAGAUCUCAGAAGAAGAAGAUCCCGGGCCGCUACUGCCGUGUCCUUGGUCAGUUCGCGUUCUGGAAAGCGCUCGGUUACAACACAUCAUUGA